Melopsittacus undulatus (budgerigar) is the source of this 2009-nucleotide messenger RNA. It is a transcript of the gene SPRYD7, whose product is annotated as SPRY domain containing 7. NCBI's taxonomy places the organism in Eukaryota, Metazoa, Chordata, Aves, Psittaciformes, Psittaculidae. The record is from RefSeq and is a predicted model, not a curated record. The transcript has 5 exons. Gene Ontology annotation, molecular function: protein binding. The coding region runs from base 28 to 618 and encodes 196 amino acids.
GCGCGUCGCGGCGGGGUAUGGCCAGUCAUGGCCGCCUCCAUGUUGUGCUGCUUCUCCUGGUGCAGGGAUGGCGGUGCCGGCCACAUUCCGCUAAAGGAGAUGCCGGCGGUGCACCUCGACACGCAGCGCAUGGGAACAGAUGUUGUGAUUGUUAAAAACGGCAGAAGAAUAUGUGGCACCGGAGGCUGCUUAGCCAAUGCACCUUUGCAUCAGAACAAGAGCUAUUUCGAGUUUAAAAUCCAGUCCACAGGGAUUUGGGGUAUUGGAGUUGCAACUCAGAAAGCAAACUUGAAUCAAAUUCCACUUGGUCGAGAUGUCCAUAGCCUGGUGAUGAGAAAUGAUGGAGCUCUCUACUAUAACAAUGAGGAGAAAAACAGACUACCAGCAAACAACCUUCCUCAGGAAGGUGAUGUGGUGGGCAUUACAUAUGACCAUGUAGAAUUAAAUGUAUAUUUAAAUGGAAAAAACAUGCAUUGUCCAGCUUCAGGAAUCCGAGGGACUGUCUAUCCAGUGGUCUAUGUUGAUGACAGUGCCAUUCUGGAUUGUCAGUUCAGUGAAUUUUAUCACACACCUCCACCAGGGUUUGAAAAGAUCCUUUUUGAGCAACAAAUCUUCUGAAUGUCUUCGUACUGAAAAUUUGCACCCUGCACUGUUACAAAAGCUUUGUCAUCUUAAAUAAAGCUUCACUUUACGUUUAGGAACCAUAUCUGUAUUUUAAGUAAGUACUUGUGACUGUGGUCUGCAGAAUUUAUGUGUUGACUGCAACACCAGGUAACUGUGCUGCAAAUAUGAGAUUUCUGGCAAUGGUUUGUAGUCAAAAGUGAAUGUUUGGGGUAGGGUUUUUCUCCAAUUUGUACUUGAUGCAUAAGGAUACUAAGGGAUAUUAUUGUCAUCAGUAUUACAUUCAGUAUUUUGAAAAAACUGGAGUUCUGUAAAGCAAAUAGUGCUUAUGCAUACGAUAGCUAUGGAGAUGGAUAGUUCUCUUGAUUAUUUCUUUCCCCCAGCUUUUUCACCAGAAGUUCGUGCUUUGUUUAAAGGCAGCACUGUGUGUCCAGUGUGUGAUUUGGAGUUGCAGUGUCUCAGUUUUGCACAGUGACUAACCAUACAAUGGCAUAACUAGCAGAUAGGUACUUUUUCUGCAAGGUAUAGUUGAAUCUAUUCCCUCAGUCUUAGACAGGGAAAUAUAACUUAUUUAUUUCUCCUAGCUUUUCAUUUGCUUUUAUUGUCACAAAUAAUAAUGACACUUUCUAAUAACACUUUUUUGUUGGACCUUAAAAAUGAAACCUGAACACUACCCGUGUGUUUGAGGACCACCACGCUGCAAUACUCUUGUAGGAGAGCAAGUACAGAUCACUCAGUCUGGGUAUGUGAGGAGUCAAUUGGGAAGGCUAGGAGAUGCUACGGUGAAGCCUUACAUGUUAAACUGUAAGUUAGAUUAUUCUCUUACAGAAUAGCAUAUUUAAUUUCUUUGUGAAUCAUUUAUGAACGAUUGAUGGCUAAGACAUUGUUCUAAAAUGUGAUGCCCUUGAAUAUAAAUUAUGAGAUGCUUUCUUUUUUUUUCACUCUCGUCGCAUUUAAUAUACUUCCUAAAAAAAUUUUUAUUAUAAAGAAAAUCUUCAUACUGAAUGUUUGUGUUUUGGGUUUUGCUCUUCCUGGGUUAAUGCAUUUGCAUAAAUGAAUUAUUUUAUUUAAAUAUUUUUAGAAAUUAUCUGAUUCUGGAAUUUUCAAAUACAAACAGCUUUCUCAAAGCCUUUCACCUUACAGUUUUCUGUAUCUGUCUUUUCAUUUGGAGUGGUCCAUGUUUUCCUUCCCUUUAGCCUUUCUAUCAAAUAAUGGUGUUGGGUAGAACUUUUCAGCCUGAAAGGAAUGAUGCCCUUGUCACCAUUAUGGUAUAAAGCUCAGUUUUAUAUAAAGUGCAGUUUUAUCGUCUCCCCUUGAAAUCUGCUCUGCUUUGCUAUGUGGUUGGAUACAUAAUUAAGUUAAAUUAAACAUUCUUGUGUUUUGCUUCA